GAAAGACUAAGCAACCAACCAGAAAUAAAAUUCAGCCCAAUUAUGAUAUCGGCCCAAUUCACUUUCCCCAAUUACAUACAGCCCUAUAUCCACUAUAAAUGCUCAAAACCCUAGAAAAUAUCCUCAUCGUCUCCUCACAGAACUUCAGACACCAGUAGUAGGAGAGCCCUGCGCCGCUGCAUCGCCACAAGAAGCCAUGGCUGUUCCUUUGCUAGACAAGAAGGUUGUGAAGAAGCGUGUCACGAAGUUUAAGAGGCACCACAGUGACAGAUAUGCCUGUCUGAAGACCAACUGGCGCAGGCCCAAGGGUAUUGAUUCCCGAGUCAGAAGAAAGUUCAAGGGAGUCACCUUGAUGCCAAAUAUCGGUUAUGGAUCGGACAAGAAGACCCGCCACUACCUUCCCAACGGCUUCAAGAAGUUCCUUGUCCACAACGUGAAGGAGCUGGAAGUGCUCAUGAUGCACAACAGGAAAUACUGUGCUGAGAUUGCACACAAUGUCUCUACCAGGAAAAGGAAGGAGAUCGUUGAGCGGGCAGCUCAGUUGGAUAUCGUCGUGACCAACAAAUUGGCUAGGCUGCGUAGCCAGGAAGACGAGUAAGCUGUUGCACAGCUCCUGUUUUGUUUUCUGUUGGAAUGUUUUACUUGAUAGUAUUCAGACUAUUGAAUGGAGACUCAAGUUGCUCAAUUUUGUUUGGAUUUUAAUAGUGUUGGAGUCAGAUGUGUUCAUCAUGCUACUUCUAUUAAACAUGCAGUAAUCUUUUUCAGGCUUUAAA
Salvia miltiorrhiza (redroot sage) is the source of this 773-nucleotide messenger RNA. RefSeq names its product 60S ribosomal protein L32-1-like. Gene Ontology annotation, biological process: translation. The record is from RefSeq and is a predicted model, not a curated record. The coding region runs from base 197 to 598 and encodes 133 amino acids. The transcript has 4 exons. Gene Ontology annotation, molecular function: structural constituent of ribosome. Gene Ontology annotation, cellular component: ribosome; cytosolic large ribosomal subunit. Lineage: Eukaryota; Viridiplantae; Streptophyta; Magnoliopsida; Lamiales; Lamiaceae.